AUGACGGUGCGGAGGGGUAAGAAGCUCAGCAUCACCAUCCAGGAGCACAUGGCCAUCGAUGUUUGCCCCGGUCCAAUCAGACCGAUCCAACAGAUCUCCGCCUACUUCCCCCGCCUCUCUCCCACUUCCCCCACCCCCGUGUCCCCUAACCCCGCCUCCUCACCGCUGUCGCUGAGCCCCGGCGUUGUGGCGCCUGGGAUGGGCGGGGCCAACCUGCUGUCCCCAGUGUUGGCUCAGGGGCGGGGCCAGGGUUGGGGGGGCGGAGCCGGAUCAUUGUCGUUGACCAGCAGCGUGGACACGUCGGUGGAGAUGAACAGUGACGACAGCGACGACUGCACUGCUUUGGGAACGUUGGAGUUUGAACUGAGAUACGAACAGAGCAACAGUGAACUGCACUGCACUGUACUGAGAGCCAAGGGUUUGAAGCCGAUGGACUUUAACGGUUUGGCCGAUCCAUACGUUAAACUGCACCUUCUACCUGGAGCCUGCAAGGCCAAUAAGUUGAAGACCAAGACGAUCCGAAACUGUCUGAACCCGGUUUGGAAUGAAACGUUGACGUAUGUUGGAAUCACAGAAGAAGACAUGCACCGUAAAACCCUAAGGUUAUCGGUGUGUGACGAAGACAAACUGACUCAUAAUGAGUUAAUCGGAGAAUCCAGAGUGGCUUUAAAACGAGUGAAACCGAAUCAGACCAAACACUUCCACACCUGUCUGGAGCACCCGCCCCCGGUUCCGUCGCCGACCGCCAUGGGUGAAGCCCUACGAGGAAUAUCCUGUUAUCUACGAGAGUGGGAGAACGAGCAGCUCCACAGUCUAGAGGAACGAGGUCGUCUUCUUCUGUCUCUUCAGUUUCUUCCUCCAGAGGACACGGAUGUGGAUGGCGGUGGGGGGGGUGACGUCCGUCGUACCGGGGGGCUCUACGUCGGCGUGAAACGCUGUGCUCACCUGGCGGCAAUGGACGUCAAUGGCUUCUCUGACCCCUACGUCAAGAUAUAUUUGAAACCAGAUUCACAGAAGAAAUCCAAACACAAAACAGCAGUGAUGAAGAAGACGCUGAACCCAGAGUUCAACCAGGAGUUCUUCUACGACAUUUCUCUUUCUGAACUGUCCAGUAAGACGCUGGAGGUGACGGUGUGGGACUACGACCUGGGACGCUCCAAUGACUUCAUAGGGGGCGUGUGUCUGGGCUGUCAGUCUCAGGGUGAUGCGCUCCGUCAUUGGAUGGAGUGUCUGAAGAACAAAGGGCAGCGGGUGGAGCGAUGGCACAUCCUGACCAAUGAGCUGCCUCGAACCGUCGCCCACGAAUAAACCCCGCCUUCUUCCACCACGCAUCAGACAGACGCCGACGCCACCGGGGGUCACAUGGUUCACGAAGACCCGGUGGUUUGUUCAUGGACUCCAGUCCUUUCAUAAGAACUAGAACCAAACAGAGCAUGAGUCACUAAUACAACGACCGACAAAGAACCGACGAGAACUGACGGAGAACUGAUGGAGAACCAAUAAACAGACGGAGAACAGACGAGAACCAACAACCAACUGAAAACUGACGAGAACCAAACAGAGCAUGAGUCAUUAAUACGACUGACGGAGAACCGACCAGAACCAAUGGAGAACUGACAGAGAACUGACAAACAGACGGAGAACCGAUGAGAACGGAGUGGUGCCUUCUAAAACUGAAAUGAACUAAAAUCUAAACUAAAUUAAACUAAACUAAACUAAACUGAACUAAAUUAAGUUAAACUAAAUUAAACUUAAUUAAAUUAAACUAAACUCAGCGGUGUUUUACUGUCGUUAAACAUCUGUCUCCGUUAAAUAAAUCGUAGACUAAGCGAUUGCGAACUUUUAACAUAAAUGCGACUUUUACUUGAAAAGGUUCAAAAUGCAAAGUUCUUCUUUCUGCGACUCUGAAGUUAAAGCUGGUUCUGUUUUUGUAAAUUCUUCAUUUUCAUCAUAUCAUCGUCAUAAAUGACGCAUGUUUCUAUCAGGAGUGGGUGGAGCCUAAAGCACAGAAACCAUGACGACAGCCAAGCUCCGCCUCUUAUUUACCAGCAUGAACAGUUUGCCAAAGCAUGUUGGACGUUUACAUGUAAAUAGAAUCAAACUCACUGGUUCAAUGCGUUUCAGUCACGAUUACAUUCAAUGGCAGAAACACAACAUUUUGUUGGUUCCUGCGACUCUUUUGUAUUUGUUUUUGUAAAAUACGUUUGAUGUGUGAAACGUUCAGGGUUUCAGGCGGAGGUUAGCGGAGGUUUAACGGUGCUAAUGGUGUUUCAGUGAUGACGUUUGAUGACAAAAAGAAACGAUAAAAUAAAUAAAUAAACAAAACAAAACCAUGAACCGGCGUCGUCCGUGAUACGGAGGAAAAAAAGACUGAUUCAACAAAUACAUUUAGCCACAUAAAUAUGAACGAAAAUAUUUAUUUAAACAUUUAGAACAAAUUAUGGAACGUGUUUGAAAAGAAGCAA
Molecule: messenger RNA, 2465 nt
Organism: Sphaeramia orbicularis (orbiculate cardinalfish)
Lineage: Eukaryota; Metazoa; Chordata; Actinopteri; Kurtiformes; Apogonidae
Product: double C2-like domain-containing protein alpha
Exons: 10
Coding region: 1-1308 (435 amino acids)
Biological process (GO): spontaneous neurotransmitter secretion; regulation of calcium ion-dependent exocytosis; exocytosis
Cellular component (GO): synapse; extrinsic component of synaptic vesicle membrane
Source: RefSeq, a predicted model, not a curated record